Penicillium canescens is the source of this 993-nucleotide messenger RNA. RefSeq names its product metallophosphoesterase family protein. Gene Ontology annotation, molecular function: endopolyphosphatase activity; phosphatase activity. The record is from RefSeq and is a predicted model, not a curated record. Lineage: Eukaryota; Fungi; Ascomycota; Eurotiomycetes; Eurotiales; Aspergillaceae. Bases 1 to 993 code for a protein of 330 amino acids. Gene Ontology annotation, biological process: polyphosphate catabolic process. The transcript has a single exon. Gene Ontology annotation, cellular component: cytoplasm.
AUGGCUGCAACGAAAGUCCCUGACGAGAUAUUCCCAAUCGCAACAUUUAUUUCAGACCUACCGACAAAUCUCAUUCCGCAGCCCCUCCUAUCAUCUUCCGAAAAUAGCCGACGCUUGGUUAUUGUAGGCGAUGUACAUGGGAUGAGAAAGUCGUUGGAGGCACUCCUAGACAAAGUUGGCUUCGACAAACACAGAGGAGAUCAUCUUAUACUAGCUGGCGACCUAGUCAACAAGGGGCCCGAUAGUCCUGGUGUUAUUGACCUGGCUAUCAAGCUAGGCGCCAGUGCAGUGAGAGGCAACCACGACAAUGCGGUUCUUAAUGCGGCCGCAGAGAUCAACGUCACGGGGCGUAGUCGACUACACUCUGAAGUUUUGACCAAGGCUUCAGUCGUACCUGGGAACUCUGAAGCGGAGCUGCCUGGGAAUACUGUCCGAGAUUUGAAGACUCCUGACAAAUGUGCGUCUGCAACAGCCGGCAUUGAUAUGAGAUAUAGUGCAACAGCGCACGGUACGGCAUUAUCACUUUCGACGCUCCAACUCGACUGGCUUGCCGCUUUGCCUUUAAUCCUGCGCGUCGAGCUACCUCAUAGCCUAACAUCCCCCUUUGGCGAUACUUUAAUUGUCGUACACGCGGGUCUCGUUCCUAGUGUCCCGCUUGAAGACCAGGAUCCACACGCUAUAAUGCAUAUGCGAAGCCUCGUCCGCACGAUGGCUGAUGAGGCUGAGUUUAUACCGGCUGAGAUUCCCGGAGAAGAAAGCUGGGUUAUGCAAUGGGACCGGUGGCAAGAUCAGCUAGCAUCCAAGACUACGGUGAUUUUCGGACAUGAUGCAAAGCGUCGUUUGCAGCUUGGCAGGUUUACGAUUGGACUGGAUUCAGCAUGCUUAUACGGCCAUCAGUUAAGCGCGAUUGUGAUUGGGGUUUCCGACAAGGAAAUAGAGCAUCAGAUUAUUCAAGUUGAAUGUGCUGAUGCGCCUGCCGUCCCAACAAUAUGA